AUGGUCUUAUUACUAGAUAUUGUGAUGGAUAAGUGGCUGAAACCUGGCACAACAAAAGAUCUGACGCAUGAUAUGAGUAUAGAAUGUGAUCAGAGUACUUCUCAAGACAUGUCCAACAUUUUGGUGCAAAACCCUAACCAGGCACAGUCCUUAGUUUCUCAAAGAGGGAAAAAGAGAAAGUACUGUGAUGGAUACAUGAAAUAUGGAUUUUCGUAUGUGGGAAAUGAAGACUGUCCUAAGCCCCAAUGCGUGGUGUGUGGGGAAGUGCUGUCAAAUGGUAGCAUGAAACCUUCCCUACUUUUACAACAUUUAGAAACGAAACAUGCUAACUAUAAAAACAAGGAAUAUAGUUUUUUCAAACGGUUAGCGGAAAAUAACAAAAGAUUGAAUCUGACAUCAUACAUCCUGUCAGGUAACAAAGAUUACAAAAACGCAGUUGAAGCUAGUUACCGUAUCGCAAAAUGUGGUAAAGGUCAUACCAUAGCCGUGAAUCUAAUAUCUCCCUGUAUAACAGAUGACGUUCGAUGUAUGCUUGGAGAAGAACAUGUGCGGAAAAUGACCACCAUCUCUCUUUCGAACAAUACAAUAUCUCGAAGAAUUGAAGAUAUGUCUGAUAAUGUUGAGAUGACAGUAAUAGGUAGAAUUGAAAGCAGUAAAAUUUUCGCUAUUCAAGUUGAUGAAAGUACAGAUGUUGCCAAUUGUGCUAUUUUGCUUGUUAUUGCAAGACAAAGUUUAGCAUGCAAGAACCUCCCUGGUGAAUUAAAACUUGUUUUGGAUGAAGCUGUGAAAGUGGUGAAUUUUAUAAAGUCGCAGUCCACAAACUCAAGAAUUUUCAAAGCUCUGUGUGAAGAGAUGAUGAGUCCUCAUUCUACUCUGCUCCUUCAUACAGAAGUAAGGUGGCUUUCUCGUGAUAAAGUACUUACCCGGCUGUUUGAACUUAGACAUGAAGUCCAGGUGUUUUUUGAAGACCAUACUUUCUUCCUUGCUUCCAAGUUACACGACUGUAAUUGGCUUCAGGCACUUUCAUAUUUAUCAGAUAUUUUCCAGAUUAUAAACAAAUUAAAUUUGACACUUCAGAAUAGCUCAAUAACGAUCUUCAAUGUCUCAGACAAAACUGAAUCUAUGAUUAAAAAAAUAGAUUUUUGGAGGUCAUGUCUUGAAAAUGGCCAAACUGAGGUAUUUGAAACUCUGCAUAAUUUCUUAUCUGAAAACAAGCUUAAUCUAUCCUGGGAAAUAAGGAAGAAAAUAAAUGAACACUUGAAUGGGCUAAAAUCGGGCUUCCAGAAGUACUUCCCCAAACUUGAAGAAGAAAUCUAUUGUAUUUCAAAUCCUUUUGAAGAACAAUAUGUCCAGGCAGCUAAAUUAUCAGUCAAGGAGAAAGAGAAGUUGAUUGAACUUUCAACUGAUAGUACUUUAAAUGCUGAAUUCAAAGGACACUUUCUUAUUAACUUUUGGGCAAACAUCAGCAGAGAAUACGAACAGCUUUCUGACAAGGCUCUUUUGUUUUUUGCCAUUUACAAGUACUGA
Molecule: messenger RNA, 1527 nt
Organism: Protopterus annectens (West African lungfish)
Lineage: Eukaryota; Metazoa; Chordata; Ceratodontiformes; Protopteridae
Product: zinc finger BED domain-containing protein 5-like
Exons: 2
Coding region: 1-1527 (508 amino acids)
Source: RefSeq, a predicted model, not a curated record